Messenger RNA from Brienomyrus brachyistius, 2886 nucleotides. RefSeq names its product mediator complex subunit 29 (gene med29). Gene Ontology annotation, biological process: regulation of transcription by RNA polymerase II. The transcript is spliced from 5 exons. Gene Ontology annotation, cellular component: mediator complex. Gene Ontology annotation, molecular function: transcription factor binding; transcription coregulator activity. The coding region runs from base 404 to 1015 and encodes 203 amino acids. The record is from RefSeq and is a predicted model, not a curated record. NCBI's taxonomy places the organism in Eukaryota, Metazoa, Chordata, Actinopteri, Osteoglossiformes, Mormyridae.
UUGUAUUUGGUAUUCGACAAUCAAAAUUAAUUAUCCAUACCUAUAAAAAAAUCUGUUUGUGAUAUUUUUUAGCUGUAUUACUACAUGAGAAUGGAAUGGAAUACUUUUAUUGUGAAAAAGAAAUAAAAAUCAGCCAGCAGUAACAACAGGUGAGAUAAAGUGACAUUAGUGCAAAGAUAAUAGUACAAAAAGACACGGCAGUAUGAAGCAUGAUACAGUCAGCAGAAGAAACAAGAUUGAUUCUUGCGGGUUCAGCAAGGCAACAGCUCUCAGACAGAAACUGUUCUUGAGAUGUGGGCCUGGAUUGUUCUGUGCCAUUUGCCUGAUGGCAAAAGGUUGUGCUUGAAGGUGGGAAAGAGGUUGCGUGCCUAAAUCAAUACUGAGGAAGUGAAAACCGAGCAGUAUGGCAUCGCAACAAAUUAAUCAGCCCGUUGGAGUCCAACCUGGGGCAACAUUGCAGCAGCAGCAGCAGCAGCAGCAACAACAACAACAGCAACAACAACAGCAGCAGCAGCAGCAGCAACAACAGCAACAACAACAGCAGCAGCAGCAGCUCAGCCAACAGCAAGACUUUGACCCAGUUCACCGUUUCAAAAUGCUUAUACCACAAUUAAAAGAAAGCCUUCAGAAUGUUAUGAGCAUCGCAUCACUGAAUUUUGCACACAACACAGCAAUUGAUAAUGGCAUAAUGUCUUAUUCCAGCAAGAGUAGUGAUACUGCCGUGCAGCGAUUUGACAAGAGCUUAGAAGAGUUCUAUGCCCUCUGUGACCAGUUGGAGCUGUGUCUGCGGCUUGCGUACGAGUGCCUGUCUCAGAGCAUCGACAGUGCCAAGCAUUCCCCGAACCUCGUCCCUACUGCAACCAAGCCUGACACCGUACAGACUGAAAGCCUGUCGUACUCUCAGUACCUCAGCAUGAUCAAGUCCCAGAUAUCUUGUGCCAAAGACAUCCACAACGCCCUCCUUGAAUGCUCUAAGAAGAUUGCAGGCAAAAGCCAAACACAAGGACUCUUGUAAAAACGUAUUUCAUUCCCAUGAUUCUUUUUUUUUGUCUCAAAAUAAAAACGUAUAUAAUUACAUGUAAGUUUGUUCUGGUUUUGAAUAUUCUGGUUACUAAAUUGUGAAAUUUGAAUAUCACAUUUUAAUUGUGUAAUAAAAAAUGAAGUCUAACCCUGGCAUCUAGAAGAGUUAUCCAUUAUCUCUUACUACAAGAGGAGGGUCGCUGAAGGAAAGGGCAGUAUAAGCCUCUGCCACCUUCCCAAUGCUCAGGUUCACCCUGAUAGUUAAUGUAACCCUGUCUUCAUUUGUUUUCUACCCUGUAAUGUCUGGUGUAGUGUAUCUUGUGGCAUAUUUCUGUUGUGAAUCCUUCAGAGGUAAGGAUUUCCUAAUACACACCUGUAAACAUAAUUUUGCUGAUAGACGAAUAGUCAGUAGGAGAAUUCGGUACCACUUUACAAUAAGGCUCCCUUUUGGCACUUGUAAGUGGUUGUAACUCAUUAAUAAAAAAAAAACAAAAACUUUUUACCUGUUUAAAAUUGUCUAUUAAUUUACAAAGUGUUACAACCUAAUUAAUAACCAGAUUAUAAACCAUUCAUAAACCCUUCAUAUGGGCACCGAAUUCUUAUUGGAAAGAGGAUUCUGUAGGCAUAAUUUGAAACUGGAAAAAAAUGUAAAAUAUAAUUUUUGACCGUAAUGGAAAUGAAAGUAUGUUUGCGUUUUUUAAGAUUUAACUUAAUUUAGUACUACUAAUUUUAAGCUUUUUUGUUAAACAAAAGGGACACGAGAAGGAUGAGAGUUUUUGUUCAGACUUUUUACCACCAGGACCAAGGAUAAAAACAAGAUUUUCCAACAUCAAUUUUUGACCAAGAUAAGCUAAUUGAAACAAGGAUCAGAUGUGAAAGCCAGUUGCUCCGUUGAUUAGGAUGAUAAGAGGCCCAGCCUUGCCAAAAGGAACUAAUCCCACGGACUGUAAUUGGUAGUAAAAAAAUAUAAGAUCUUUAGCCAAUUUCUCAGUGGCUCACUGAGAGAUCAUCCAUAGUUAUUUCUGCCACCCCUCAAAGACGACUGCCUUGCUACAGCUCAAUUUAUCCAGGUCACAAGCCCUUGUCUGCUUCUGAGGAUGUGCUUGAUGACAUAUAGGAAAGCAUUUAGGAACAGCAUGCCAAAUUUUAUAUUAUUGAAGUUAUUUAAAUAGAAUGAACUAGGUGAAUUUAGGAGGACACGUGAUGCAAAGAUGGUAGGACUCUGUUGGGCUUAUUAGUCUGUUGUGUUUUAAAGGUUAGUUUGAGUUUUGAUGGUUAGUAAUGAGGUGUUCAUAUAAGAAAAUAGUUUAUUAAUAAUUCUUAUUAAUUUUAGUUUAUAUGUUUUCAUGUUAAUUCUCUUGAAACUCAGGAAAAUUAGCUCAACGCCAGGUUCUGUAGGUUUUCUAUGGAGAGGAAAUUGUACUACAGAUAUUUGUAUAUAAGUUUGAUCAGCCCCUAACAAAUGUAGUUGAUGGGUUACACAAUAUUGGUCUUCACAUGUAAAGCAGCACAGAUACAAGAUUUCCUCAGACCCUCCCCAUCUCGCGGGUCGUAUCCAGCUCAGUGAUCGUACUUGCUUAUCCUGUCUUUGGAAGGGUCUUUAUCAUGCAAUACUGAUAAGGAUGAAGAUCCACACCUCACAGGGCGUUAUCUCUCUCCCUGCUGUCUUCACUGCUUGUACAACCACUUCAGUGGUCUCCGAUAUCACCUCCAGGCCGUUUAUACAUGGAUUCUAAAAAUCUAUUAUUCUGUUGUAAAUUUGAUUAUAUCUUGGUAUGUCUUGAUAACGUGACAACUAUGUCUCCAGAAAGAAUCACCUUAAAGGGUCACUGCACUAAAAAUGUAAAAAUAAAAGCUUGCAUUGUG